Molecule: messenger RNA, 2484 nt
Organism: Punica granatum (pomegranate)
Lineage: Eukaryota; Viridiplantae; Streptophyta; Magnoliopsida; Myrtales; Lythraceae
Source: RefSeq, a predicted model, not a curated record
AAAGCGUAGUUUUCAUUUUUCUUGAUCCGCUCAUCUCCCGCUCUCCAAUCUCGUCUUUCUUCCCUAUCUUUCCCAAAACCCUAAACCCUCCGUGGGACCACCGCUCCUCCGCCAGCAAUGCCGGAACCUGACGGCGGUGAGCUUGGUCCACUCUCCUCAAGCCCCACGCCGCCUCCUUCAUACCCCCUCCGUCACUCGCUCCGCUCGCCGCUCUCCCCUCGCGUUUCUCUCUGCUGGUGCCGCGGCAACUCUCUGCGCGUCUCCCUCUUUUCUCAGCCUGCCUCCGAAGUCGAAUUCGGUGGAGAAGUGGUCGAGCUGAAGCUUAACGACGGCGGAGACGGAGAGAUCAGCAAUGCUCAGUGGCGUAGAAUCGCCUAUGGAUCAGUCUCGCCAUUUGCGAUGCUCCAGAGUCGGAGGAAUUCGUUCUCGAGUUUGUCGAAGAUUAAUUCCUCGCCUUAUCACCUUGAAUGGUGGGAAUAUGUGAUGGAGUACAGCAAGGACAUAAACUCGCUCCUGGGUAAUCCAAAAUCUUCCAAGAAUAGUCUAAUUGAAGACCCGAAAACGUUUGUACAGAAAAGUGAGGAGCCUACAUGUUUAAAGGCUGCAUGGGAGUUGAUGGAAAUGUUUUAUGCAGAUAAGCUAUCUCAACCAUGGCUACCGGAGCGACUUGUUGAUUGGCUAGCUGAUUAUGAUAGCCUCUUUGCCCGUGCUUAUGGUACUGUUUACUCGAAGCUCUUGAAUUUUCAGAAUGAGCUCAUCAACUUACAGGUCAUUGAAGAUGAUCCUAGAUAUUGGGAGGUCAUAGCGUCGGCAUUAGCAGUUGGUUGGCUGGAGAUUGUGGUGAAGCUGUUACGCUUACAUGGAUCUUACCAGUUGGAUCAGCUCAGUAAUCGCGAGACAGAAAAUGGACUAGUAGAAGCUGUUGCUGUUCUUAUCUCGAAAAUGCCACGCAUGCGUCCUGAACUAGAACCUAGGAGGUUAGGUGAAUGCUACAAAGCUAAGCCUGAUUUUAUCAAGGCAUGGGAGAAGUGGAGAGGACAAAUAAAUAAGCUGGACUGUAGUGCAUUUUGGAUUCAGUGCCAUCAUGUUCAGACUCGGGAGGGAUUAAGAAAUUUGCUUCAGAUCAUGCUGGGAAACAUGAGCAGCCUCUCAGCAGCAACCUCUCAUUGGCUGGAGUUAUAUAUUUCUCACUUCCUUUAUGUCAGGCCAUUUACAGCGGGUUUAGAAAGCAUGUACAGCCUAGCCCAGAGGUGUAUCCAAUUGAAACCAAUGUCCAAUUCUCAUAAGUUGAUGGGAGUAAUGAUUGGAAUUCUUGGAGAAAACACUGAGGUUGUGUUAGCAGAAUCCUCGAAAGAGUUUGGCCCUUGGAUGGCUGCCCAUGCCAUAGAAUUGUUGACUGCUGGAAGCGAUGAAGCAGAAGCUCUUUUGCGUGAAGAGCGUUAUAGUUUGGGGGAAAUUAGCUUGGAGGAACUCCAUCGACUUGUUUAUGCCCAAGUUCUGUCCUCCCAUGCUUUAAGUUGGCAGAUUGCUCCUGUUUAUUUAUCAUCAUGCCUGAAGCAAGGAAUGGGUCUUUUAGAGAUUUUACUGUAUAGGCAACCUGUCCCACACAAAGAACUGCUGCUCAAGAAUCUGGAGAUUUGCCGUUUGUAUGAGCUUGACGACAUCAGUUCUAAUAUCAUGAAGAUGGCUGGAGUUCAUCAUUGGAAGCAUGGUCGAAAGGGUUCUGGAGUAUAUUGGCUUCAGCAAGCACAAGAUGAAUUUCGUCUUAACAAAAUUGCUCAGCUGCUGUUCGGCUCUGUAGGCAAAUCAAUUUCAGAUGAAAGUUUUAAGCAAUGGGAAGGUCUAAUUGAGUUGUUGCAUUCUGAAUCUAAAGCUGCUGGUGGCCUUGAGUUUCUGCUCAAGUAUAGAGACUUCAAAAGGUUGCUACAGCAGAUUGGUGACGGGAAGAAUGAUGUCGCUGCUCAGCAAGCUGUCGAGUCUCUCAUGUUGCUUAUGAAGAACCCUUCGACGCCUCAAAGAUUUUGGCUGCCUCUGCUUAAUGAUUCAUUGAAGCUGCUGAAUUGGCAGGAUCGGCCUCUUCUGAACGUUUCCCAAACCAAUCUUUUGUUGAAUAAACUGCAAGAGCUGUCCAUAGCUAGGCUUCGUCCACACUUCGUCAAGCCUGACUUCCCAAUGGAGGCCUUGAAUUCUGUAAGGCUAUCCCUCGCGACUAAUCUCGGGCGUGCCAUUUUAGAAGAGUGAGCACUCAUGGUAUCAUGUAUCAUCUGGUAUUUUGUGGCUCCCAAUUGAGAAUCAAUCCCUGGGCUUACAGGUCGAGCCUCGCCCUGUAAAAUAGCUAUUCUGUUUAGUUCCUGGAAACUAAUGUCCUAUAAGGCGAGUGUAUGCUUUACUUGUCAGGUUUUCUUGUGUUUGUUGCAUCUAUGUAAGAACCUAUCAUACCGCCUCUCUAUAAAUUAAAUGGUUUCUCUUUAAAAUUUUGAGUUA